This is a messenger RNA of Rubroshorea leprosula, 939 nucleotides long. The record is from the annotation of a GenBank genome assembly. NCBI's taxonomy places the organism in Eukaryota, Viridiplantae, Streptophyta, Magnoliopsida, Malvales, Dipterocarpaceae.
AGCAGAAAGCAACUCAAGUAGAACUUAAUGCAGAGAUCACAUCCUGAUUAUAUCCCGAAUCUGUGACCCAUUUCGUCAAAAUGGCUACAAGAGGGCUAAACAUUGGACUUGUCAUGGUCCUGUUCUUGGGAAACAUGGCUGCUGAGAGAUCUGGGAUUGGCAAAGGUGUCACUGAAUCGAUUGGUAAAACACCAUUGGUAUAUCUCAAUCGGAUCGUGAAUGGUUGUGUUGGUCGCAUUUUCUUGAGUUUGAUUGGUUAUAGCAUGAUUACAGAUGCUGAGGAAAAGGGCCUUAUCAUCCCUGGCAAGGUAGCUAAGGGCAUGAAGGGUGCUGUGCAGAAGGCUGAGCAGAUUCUAGCUAAGACACCUGAUGCAUACUGUUGGAUACAUUAUGAGACGACUGGACCAGAAGUAUGGAGAGGCACAGAUGGAAAAAUUGAUGCAUUUGUUUCUGAGGUAGGUACUGGUGGUACCAUAACAGGUGCAGGCAAAUAUCUUAAAGAGCAGAACCCCAAUAUAAAGCUAUAUGGAGUGGAACCAGUUGAAAGUCCUGUUCUUUCUAGAGGAAAGCCUGGUGAGUUUAAGUUGGGGGGCGAGCGCCCCCCUUGCACCGCCCUGGCUCCGUCCAUGGUUUCCUGUGAAGCACUUGAAGCCGCCCGAAUUGCUUGCAACAAGCACAUGGCAAAAUAUGCUGGAAAAGAUGCUUUUCAUUUGCGUAUCCGUGUUCGCCCAUUCCAUGUCUCGCGUAUCAACAAGAUGCUUCCGUGAGCUGGAGUGCUGGAGUCUGGGAGCAUUCUUGAAGAAACCUAGCUAUAUCUUAGCGUUUUUGAGCAUUUAUGAUUAAUGUUACCAUUGGAUGGAAGCAUAGUUGUUCUGUUCAAGUAUUUCUAUCUGAAUUUUAUGAUUUGGCGUUUCUUAAAAAUAAAGUACUACGAAAACA